CGGCGGGAGCGGACCCCUCCGGGAGCGAGGCCGCCGUCGCGCGCGCCCCAGCCCGCCCUCCCCGGCGGCGCCCGCUUUCCUUCCCCGGAGGACGCCGACUGAGGCUUCAUUGAUGCACCCGUUCCAGUGGUGUAACGGGUGUUUCUGUGGCCUGGGGCUAGUUAGCACCAACAAGUCCUGCUCGAUGCCACCCAUCAGUUUCCAAGACCUCCCGCUCAACAUCUACAUGGUCAUCUUCGGCACCGGCAUUUUUGUCUUCAUGCUCAGCCUCAUCUUCUGCUGUUAUUUCAUCAGCAAGCUCCGGAACCAGGCACAGAGCGAACGAUACGGCUAUAAGGAGGUGGUUCUGAAGGGCGAUGCGAAGAAGUUACAGCUCUAUGGGCAAACCUGUGCCGUCUGUCUGGAAGACUUCAAGGGGAAGGACGAGCUGGGUGUGCUUCCGUGCCAACAUGCCUUUCACCGCAAGUGUCUGGUGAAGUGGCUGGAAGUUCGCUGUGUCUGCCCCAUGUGCAACAAGCCCAUUGCGGGUCCUACGGAGACCACCCAGAGCAUCGGGAUCCUGUUGGAUGAGCUGGUGUGAGGCGUCUGGGCAGCGCCUCCCCACGCACGCCUUGGCUUUUGCUGCAAUGCACAGAACCAUUGGGUGGAGGCGUCGGGCUUACCGGGAGGGCGCUGGGCUUUCUCCCACAGGGCGAGACCCGGGCCUGGUUCGCCGACUCCUGCGACUCAGCCAAACCCAGUGCUGCACUGCCAGCUGCCUCAGCUCCGCUCAGGGAAGGAGUCCACCUUGGUCUGCCCCAUGGACACGGCAUCCUCUUCAGGAAUCCCCCGAAGAGGACAAGAUGGACUCGCCCGGAAGGGAUGAGCGGGCUCUGCCCCACCACUCCUUCACCCCACUUCCUUAGAAAGGAAAGGUCAGAGAGCGAGGGCCCGGAGCCUAGGAGAGUCUGCAGAGAACAGGUGGAGUGAGGACCUUCCUGAGGACAAAGUCAAUGUUUACAAGGGACCUAGCAGAACCAGGAUGGCCGGGAGCGGCUUACUGCAGGGAUGGGGAAAUCCUUCUUCUGCUAGGAUCUGACUGAGGUGCUAUCCACUCUCCCCUCCGUCUCAGCGCUUCCUGUUUCGUGGUUGGGGUUUGAGAACCCCUGUUAGGAAGGGCUUGUUGUCUUAGGCUCCACCGGUGCCCAGGGGCCUGGGGCGAGGUGACUUGGUUGCAGGAAGAACAGAAGCCUGCCUUCCCCUUUGUAAAUAGUAUUUUUAUACUUCAUCCUCAACAUCUCAGGCUUUUCAGAUUGGAACAUACACCCUCCCCCCUCACAGAACUGUGGGAAUGGGAGUCUUCUCUCCAGAGUGGGAGAGGAUGGGAGAAUGUUAUGUAUUUAAAGAAAAUUAAAUUUAAUAACAGG
This is a messenger RNA of Perognathus longimembris pacificus (Pacific pocket mouse), 1406 nucleotides long. RefSeq names its product ring finger protein 122 (gene Rnf122). The coding region runs from base 113 to 580 and encodes 155 amino acids. Lineage: Eukaryota; Metazoa; Chordata; Mammalia; Rodentia; Heteromyidae. The record is from RefSeq and is a predicted model, not a curated record. The transcript has 6 exons.